Molecule: messenger RNA, 2880 nt
Organism: Rhinichthys klamathensis goyatoka
Lineage: Eukaryota; Metazoa; Chordata; Actinopteri; Cypriniformes; Leuciscidae
Product: NACHT, LRR and PYD domains-containing protein 3-like
Exons: 10
Coding region: 148-2748 (866 amino acids)
Molecular function (GO): protein binding
Source: RefSeq, a predicted model, not a curated record
AAGUGUUUCAUCGAAACGUUUACACAGGACUUUCCGUGUAUCUUUAUAAUGUUAAAGCUGGAGGAUUUGAGAUCCUGUAUCUUGUAAAAGUUUGAUCAAGAGUCAGUGGAGGAGAUCAAACUCAUCAGAUUCUCCUGCUUCUUCAUCAUGGCUGAUUCACAAGCAUCCAGAGAUGGAGAUUUCUCUCCAGGAUGCAGUUCAGACCAGCAGAAGAGCUCAAACCCAGAGUCCAGCUGUGUGUCUAUGAAGAGUAACUGGUCUAUGGAGCAGCCAAUGAAGUUUAAGAGUGGAGACACACAGCCUGAUCUCAGGUCAAAUCUUCCAUCCAGACCAGUUAAAAACAAAACUGUGUUCAUGCCUGUGAUUCAACCACAAGACUUUAAUGAAAGCAUGUGUCCUGGUUUCAUCCCUGACUCUAAACCGGCUGAAGUCCUCAACACAUUGAGAUCAAAUCUGAGACAGAAGUUUGAGUGUGUGUGUGAGGGAAUAUCAAAGCAGGGAAACCCAACACUCCUGAAUGAGAUCCACACAGAGCUCUACAUCACAGAGAGUGGAAGUGGAGAGAUCAAUAAUGAGCAUGAGGUGAGACAGAUUGAGACACAGUCCAGGAGAGCAGAAACAGAGGACACUCCGAUCAAAUGUUGUGACAUCUUUAGACCUUUACCUGGACAAGACAAACCCAUCAGAACUGUGCUGACAAAGGGAGUCGCUGGCAUUGGGAAAACAGUCUCUGUGCAGAAGCUCAUCCUGGACUGGGCUGAAGGGAAAGAGAAUCAGGACGUCCAGCUCAUAUUCCCACUCGCUUUCAGAGAGCUCAACUUGAUGAAGGACAAAACACUCAGUCUCUCAGAUCUUCUUCAUCGCUUCUUCCCUGAAAGCAGAGAAAUGGCCAUAUCCAGUGAUGAGUAUAAAGUGCUGUUCAUCUUUGAUGGUCUGGAUGAGUGUCGUCUGUGUCUGGAUUUUCAGAGCGAUGUGAGGUUGUGUGAUGUGACUGAAUCCGCCUCAGUGGACGAGCUGCUGACGAACCUCAUUGUGGGGAAUCUGCUUCCCUCGUCUCUCAUCUGGAUCACCUCCAGACCAGCAGCAGCGGAUCUCGUCCCCUCUGAGUGUGUCCAUCGAGUGACUGAGGUACGAGGCUUCAGUGACACACAGAAGCAGGAAUACUUCAGCAAGAGGAUCAGUGAUCAGAGUCUGGCCCACAGGAUCAUCUCACACCUGAAGUCCUCAAGGAGCCUCUUUAUUAUGUGCCACAUCCCAGUGUUCUGCUGGAUCUCAGCCACUGUUCUAGAGGAGAUGUUUAGGAAAUCACGGAAAGGAAAGUUUCCCAAGACUCUCACUCAGAUGUACACACACUUCCUGCUCAUUCAGACCAACAUCAAACAUGAGAAGGACUAUGAGAAGAAAGUGAAAGAUGAAGACAUGAUUGUGAAACUGGGGGAACUGGCGUAUCGGCAGCUUGAGAAAGGCAACCUGAUCUUCUAUGAGGAAGACCUGAGCGAGUGUGGCAUUGAUGUGGCAGAAGCAUCAGUUUACUCAGGAUUGUGCACUCAGAUCUUCAGAGAGGAGUUGGGCUUGUGUCUGGGGAAAGUCUUCUGCUUUGUUCAUCUGAGCAUUCAGGAACAUCUAGCAGCUCUAUAUGUGCAUCUCUCCUUUAUCAACAAUAACAUCAAUGUGUUUGGCCAGAUUACCAAACCAACUAAUGGAGCCAAAGUGUCCCUAUCUGAUCUCCAUCUGAGAGCUGUGGAUGAGGCUUUACACAGUAGAAAUGGGCAUCUGGACCUUUUCCUUCGUUUCCUUCUGGGUCUGUCAGUGAAGUCUAAUCAGAGUCUCUUACAAGAACUAAAGACACAGACAGCAAACAGCUCUCACAACAAUGAGGAAACGGCUGACUAUAUUAAAGAGAAGAUCAGUGAGAAUCCCUCUCCAGAUAAAUACAUCAAUCUGUUUCACUGUCUGAAUGAACUGGGUGAUCUUUCUCUAGUGAACGCAGCUAAACCUUAUACGAGCCGUGGAGGAUUAUGUGAUGUGAAACUCUCCUCGUCUCAGUGGUCAGCUGUAGUGUUUGUGUUGUUGUUCUCAGUGAAGACACUGCAGGAGUUUAACCUGAAGAUUUUAAUUGGAUACAGUAAUGAUGGUGUCCCACAAAACACUGCAGAUGAAGUUCUUCAGAAGCUGCUGGCGGUGGUUACAGAAACUAGAUGCGCUGUGUUGUGUGAUUGUGGAGUCACAGAUGAAGGUUGUGCUGCUCUAGCUUCAGCUCUGAGAUCAAACCCCUCACACCUGAGAGAACUGGAUCUGUCUAGGAAUGAACUAGGAGACUCAGGAGUGAAGCUGCUCUCUGCCGUACUGGAGAAUCCUCUCUGUAAACUGGAGAAACUGUGGUUGGAGGGUUGUGGUGUGACAGAUGAAGGUUUUGUUGCUCUGGCUUCAGCUCUGAGAUCAAACCCCUCACACCUGAGAGAUCUGAGUCUGUCUUGGAAUGAACUAGGAGACUCAGGAGUGAAGCUGUUUUCUGCUGUACUGGAGAAUCCUCUCUGUAAACUGGAGAAACUGUGGUUGAUUAGGUGUGGAGUCACAGAUGAAGGUUGUGUUGCUCUGGCUUCAGCUCUGAGAACAAACCCCUCACACCUGAGAUAUCUGAGUCUGUCUAGGAAUGAACUAGGAGACUCAGGAGUGAAGCGGCUGAAGGAUCUGGAGGAUGAUCCACAUUAUAAACUGGAGACACUAGAGUAUUAUAUGCCAGUCUGAUCAUCUGCUGAUCAUCUGAUGGUGAAUAAGGAUCCACUACAGAGACUCACAGUCAACAGAAUCAACAGAGACUGAAGAUACAGGGACUUCACUGUUAUAAAUUAAGACUUCUUUAGAUUUUAACGAUCCUCU